AUGCCUGCUCUUGGAGAUUCGGCCAGCGCAUCUGGGCUAUUUUCAUUUCUCAAUAAAAGACAAUUCGGUGAUUGUCCUUCGGGCGCGCCAUUUGAAGUCAGUUCCGCACCUGGUUCUGAUUUCCCAGAUGAAGAGCAUUUUGCUAAUCAUAACAGUGCGGUGGCUUCACCUGCUGUUAUAACGGCUUCUCAACCUGCUGCGACACAAAGUGCUUCUGCCCAAAUGGGAAAUGCACCUACGCCGAUGGAGAAUGCUGUGUUGGCGGUCAUACCUGUGGAGGCACCAACGAAUCGGGGUUUAACAGCAAUGACACUUGCUGCGGAGAUCAUUGUUGUUAUUUUGGUGAUAAGUGCUGCGGAACCACCUGCUGCGAUGAACAAGAGCAAUGCUGUGGGGGGGUUUGCUGUCCGAUGA
Molecule: messenger RNA, 414 nt
Organism: Glarea lozoyensis ATCC 20868
Lineage: Eukaryota; Fungi; Ascomycota; Leotiomycetes; Helotiales; Helotiaceae
Exons: 2
Coding region: 1-414 (137 amino acids)
Source: RefSeq, a predicted model, not a curated record